This is a messenger RNA of Triplophysa dalaica, 1391 nucleotides long. It is a transcript of the gene ube2ka, whose product is annotated as ubiquitin-conjugating enzyme E2Ka (UBC1 homolog, yeast). Bases 44 to 658 code for a protein of 204 amino acids. Gene Ontology annotation, cellular component: nucleus. The transcript is spliced from 7 exons. Gene Ontology annotation, molecular function: protein binding; ubiquitin conjugating enzyme activity. The record is from RefSeq and is a predicted model, not a curated record. Gene Ontology annotation, biological process: proteasome-mediated ubiquitin-dependent protein catabolic process; protein polyubiquitination. Lineage: Eukaryota; Metazoa; Chordata; Actinopteri; Cypriniformes; Nemacheilidae.
AGAGAGAGAGAGAGAGAGAGAGAGAGAGAGAGAGGGGUGUUGGAUGAUGAACAGUAUGGCAAACAUCGCGGUUCAGCGGAUCAGACGGGAGUUUAAAGAGGUUUUGAAAAGCGAAGAGACGAGUAAGAACCAGAUUAAAAUGGAUUUAGUGGAUGAGAACUUCACUGAACUGAAGGGAGAAAUCGCCGGACCGCCAGACACGCCGUAUGAAGGUGGCAGAUAUCAGUUAGAAAUAAAGAUUCCAGAGACGUAUCCAUUUAAUCCUCCAAAGGUUCGGUUUAUGACAAAGAUCUGGCAUCCCAACAUCAGUUCAGUGACGGGGGCCAUCUGUCUGGACAUCCUGAAGGAUCAGUGGGCGGCGGCCAUGACCCUUAGGACUGUGUUAUUAUCACUACAAGCUCUUCUGGCUGCAGCAGAACCAGAUGAUCCUCAGGAUGCUGUAGUUGCCAAUCAGUAUAAACAGAAUCCAGACAUGUACAAGCAGACGGCUCGACUCUGGUCUCACGUUUACGCUGGAGCGCCACUCUCCAGUCCAGAAUACACCCGUAAAAUAGACAAACUCUGCGCUAUUGGCUUUGAUAAAAACGCUGUUAUAGUGGCGCUGUCGUCAAAAUCCUGGGACGUGGAGACGGCAACAGAACUGUUGCUAAGCAACUGAUGGGCCAAAGCACCUUAUCUGCCCCCCCACACACUCACACACACAUCCAUACACACCUGCUCACCCCUCCUCUCUCUCUCUCUCUCUCUCUCUCUCUCGACAUGUGUUCUGUUAACAUGGACUCUCAGUGAAAGGUGAUUUAUACUGCUGUCCAUCAAGAAUCUGAAAUCUCAUUGGCUGUCAUGUUUAUUCAGAUCUGCUGAAUUGUGAUUGGUCACAUAAUAUGCAGAAGCCUUGAUCAAUAAUCUUGAAGGUGGUCUUACUGGACUGAGUCUUUUUUUUCUUUAAAUCAUUCAUUACUUUAUUUGAAUAGCAAAAAUGAAAAGCAUUUGUCAUGUUUUCAUAGAUUUCUCUUGCUCUCUCUUUCAUUCUCUUGUCUUUUUUUCACUGGUUUUGUUUGUUUGUGCUUGACUUCACGCAGCGAUGCGCUGACCGAUGGACGUGUGAUAUCAGAGUAUCACUAGAGCGGUCAAACCCUUCCAUGAUCUUCAUCUGAAUAUUCUUAAGAUCUGAACUGUGAUGUGACUGUAGCCCCGCCUCCUCACACACUCAGCCAAUCAGCACUGUGGUUUAACCCCCCCACACAGUCAUUGGCUGUCUGAAGUUAGGGUUGAAAAGAGAAGAUGGUUCACAGUGACUUCAUCUGUAAAUAAAGAGAUUCAAGUCUGUAUAAAUUAAAGCAAUGUGGUGAUUAUUUAUUAUGACGAGUGAAAUAAACAACAGUUUCAUGGUC